AUGAAUCAGGAGAGUCUACCCCUAAAGCUACCUCGUCUACCCGCUUGUGCCUCGCCGACCCUGUCCGCCACUGCCCGCUGGCAGGCAGUGGUCCGCCGAGAUUCCACGGCCGAAUCAUUUGUGUACGCUGUGUUAACGACCAAAAUAUAUUGCCGGCCAUCAUGUCCAGCUCGCCUCGCCCGGCGAGCAAAUGUCCGAUUCUACGACACGCCCUCGCAGGCCGAAAACGCAGGUUUCAGACCCUGUAAGCGCUGCAAACCACAAUCCCUGCUGGCGGGUAAUCCUCAGGUUCAAGUGAUACAAAGGGCAUGUAAGACCAUCCAGUCAGAGAUAGCGACCGGCUCCAAACCGACACUGCGGGAGCUUGCUAGUCAGGCAUGCCUCACACCAAGUCACUUCCAUCGGGUGUUCAAAAAGCUCGUGGGCGUCACGCCCGGGCAGUAUGCUGUUGCAAUUCUCAAGGGCCCCUCUUUGGGUCCCCUGGAUGACUGCAGCCGAAAUACAAAUAUUACGGAGUUGAAAUCAUGCGGUGUUGGCCCUGAUGACCAUGAGCCUUUCUUAUCCAGCGGCUUGGAGAGUGAUGAUGUGUUUGAUCCUGGAGAUACUAUAAACUGGAAUGAUUUUGAUACUUUGAUAGCGGCGGAGGCUGAGUAUGUGUCUGAAUUUGAUGUACAAUAUAUGGACGACUUCAUCUCAUUACCCAAGGAAGAUGCCGCUGGUGCCGGUGAACACCAAGGCCAAGAUAUUGGUGAUGCCCUAUUGCAACACGAACAAACGAGUCGCCUAGACGGCGGCAUUCACCUCGCAGGUGUGGAAACUGUCAUGUCAUCCUGA
Molecule: messenger RNA, 834 nt
Organism: Aspergillus bombycis
Lineage: Eukaryota; Fungi; Ascomycota; Eurotiomycetes; Eurotiales; Aspergillaceae
Gene: mpt
Product: putative DNA repair and transcription factor Ada
Exons: 1
Coding region: 1-834 (277 amino acids)
Biological process (GO): DNA repair; regulation of DNA-templated transcription
Molecular function (GO): sequence-specific DNA binding; DNA-binding transcription factor activity; methyltransferase activity
Source: RefSeq, a predicted model, not a curated record